Molecule: messenger RNA, 392 nt
Organism: Brassica napus (rape)
Lineage: Eukaryota; Viridiplantae; Streptophyta; Magnoliopsida; Brassicales; Brassicaceae
Product: protein PSY3-like
Exons: 2
Coding region: 66-284 (72 amino acids)
Source: RefSeq, a predicted model, not a curated record
ACAUUUUUGUGGUCUAUAUAUAUAUAGAAGUAGGGAGGAGAGAGAGAAAUAUAUAUAGAGAGAGAAUGGGUUAUGCAUCAUCUUCCUCGGUUGUGUUAUGUUUGUUACUCAUCUUCACAUUUGCUUUUGUCUCUUCUUCUGCUCGCCUCAGUCUUUCAUUUCCAGAAAAUGAAAUGAGGGUGGUGAGAGAACGGUCAUUGAUGGUGAGCACAAACGACUACGGUGAACCUUCAGCUAACGGCAGACACGAUCCACCUCGUGGUGGCCGAGGACGCAAACGUUGAGAGGAUGAUAAUCUUUUUCGUCCUCUUAAUUUUACUUGCAAGCUUGCAAAUAAUGUAUGUAUAUUGAGAGAGCAAUAAAAAUAACUCAAAAAUUACACCUUAUUUGUA